UAAAUCUAAGUUUACUGCCGUAUUAUAUAAACUCUUGGAAUCGCAGCAAUGAAAUGCUCUAGAUUUCGUUCCAGUGGUCUCAAGCAAGACAAUCAAAGUCUAGCAGCCAAUUCUAUAUCGGAUUCACUUGCCACCAUUUUCCAACCAAGUCCCCACUAUGGCAGAUAUCAAACCAUACACCAUCUCUGUCGAUGGUCAACGCAUAAAGGAAUUGAAAACACGAUUAUCUCUAGCCAAGUUUCCUGACGAGCUUGAUGAAGCUGGAUGGGACAUGGGUGCUCCUCUUGCCGAUAUCAAGAGAUUGACGAAAUAUUGGCAGGAAUCAUAUGACUGGAAGAAGGCAGAAGAUGACCUAAACAAAGUACCGCAGUUCGUCACCGAUAUUCAAUGUGACGGAUUUGAUCCUCUUGCAAUCCACUUCAUUUAUGUCCGUAGCAAGGUCAAAGGUGCUAUCCCCUUGCUCUUCAUUCACGGUUGGCCUGGCCACUUUGAAGAAGUAUUGAGGAUACUGAAGCCCCUGGCCGAAGGCGGUGACGGUGUCAAAUAUCCCGCCUUUGACGUCGUUGCGCCAUCGUUACCCAACUUUGGAUUCUCCGAGGGACCGAAGAAGCGAGGCUUUGCGAUGGAACAGUAUGCGGAGACUAUGAACAAGCUCAUGUUAAAGUUAGGAUACAAAGAAUACGUCACACAGGGAGGUGAUUGGGGUUGUCAUAUCAGCAAAGCUCUCGCACAUUUAUAUCCAAAGUACUGUAAGGCGACACUUUACAACUACGACUCCGCAGACGCUCCCGAAUUCUUUAAAAACCCUAUUCUAGCCUUGCAGCACGCCAUAACGCCCUACAACCCCCGAGAGCAGCACGGCGUAGGCCGAUCCAACUGGUUCGAGAGGGAAGGUAAGGGGUACAACCUGGAGCAAUCCACCAAACCCCAGACUCUUGGCUACGCGCUGGCGGAUAGCCCGGUAGCUUGUCUAGCCUGGAUCUAUGAGAAGCUCCACGAUUGGACGGAUUCGUACCCUUGGACAGACGACGAGAUCCUGACUUGGGUCAGCAUCUACUGGUUCAGCACUGCGGGCCCCGCCGCCAGCAUUAGGAUCUAUUAUGAGACAGCCCACAACGUCGACGGCAGAAAGAACAAGAUAGAUCGCCAUAAGUUGAGGGAGUGGACAGGCGGCGUGAAGCUUGGUUUCAGCCACUUUCCCAUGGAUUUGCAGGUUCGGCCCAGCACAUGGGUACGCACGCUGGGUCCUGUGGUAUUUGAAAAGGAGCACAGCAGUGGCGGCCAUUUUGCUGCUUGGGAACGACCUGAUGAUAUUGUGAGUGACGUUAGGGAGAUGUUCGGAAAAGGUGGGGGUGCCUUCGGUGUCGUAAAGGGGGCUACAGGAUAUACUUCAUGAAGACGCCAUUUGAGAUAGGACGCGGCGUUCCUCAGCAGGGUUCGUCCGUAGCUUUUUUUCACUUGCAUUGGUAUAUCAUAAGACAAAUUGUAAACUCGCAU
Molecule: messenger RNA, 1497 nt
Organism: Annulohypoxylon truncatum
Lineage: Eukaryota; Fungi; Ascomycota; Sordariomycetes; Xylariales; Hypoxylaceae
Product: alpha/beta-hydrolase
Exons: 3
Coding region: 158-1396 (412 amino acids)
Biological process (GO): epoxide metabolic process
Molecular function (GO): epoxide hydrolase activity
Source: RefSeq, a predicted model, not a curated record